UAACGGCCGCAUUCACAACAAACCACGCUCCACCUCAGACUCAACACAUGGGCCCCUUCCCACCUAAGGUAAGAAAUAUCUGCAUAUCUCAAACUAUCCACCAAUCCUUCCAAAGAAGAACAGUGACCGCCAUGUCCGCCCGACCUCCUUCGUUUGCCAGCAACUUUCCGACCUCAACUGCUGAACCUUCGGCAUACUUCAAGUGGCCAGGGAUUACCUGGGACAGCACCAAGGCGGUGAGAGAAGUUCUGGAAGAGAAUAACAGGGGGUAUGACAUCUAUGAAUCGAGGCGUUUCGCUCACAAUCACUUCCCUCACUCUGUCUUCUCUCGUUAUGCUUUUGGAGCGCCACCCAAAUUGAUCCACGACUGUUGGAAUCAUGACAAGACACAUCUCGUUUCGCUAGAUCCCGCAGGUCCUGAUAGGAAGGAUGUCGAUGAAACCAAGGUGCCCAAGAGAAUAACCAGGGAAGAUUGGGGCAAUCAUCUCGGGAAUAAAGGAUGCUAUGCCCCUUAUCUGGUGUUCUUCCACGAUGAAAUCGCACGUCUCGGUCCUCAAGGUGUUCUCGAAGAAUACAUCUUUUCCCCUCAAGCUAAUUGGGAGAUCUUUACCGACCCCUCUAGUAAAGAUCAAGGUCCUCCCAACAUGUUCAACCGGCUUUUGGCAGGGGCAAUACAUCCUUUUAUCCAUAUUGGGUUUGGAUUAGAGUUCAACGAUCGAGUAGUUUUGGCCGAAGGACUGGCAGAGGCCGCCGUCCACCCAGAUGUGAUCGUCAACCUCGUCAUCCCCCCUUCCCAUAUCCAACCUCUAUUCACCACCUCCUCUCCUCGUCCCUCUUCCUCCCCUUCCCUCCUCUCGAUCUACACCUCCCUCAUAUCCUCUCCCAUUCUCACACCCCAGCCUUACGACCCCAAAUCCAUGGUCAACGACCAACUGAAAUCAUCUGUCAACGGUCCCAAAGCCCAAGAGCUGCGAGCGAUCGUAGACCGAUGGAGUUUGUCUGACGAAGAGGUCGCAGAUGGACCAAACGGAUGGCAAAAGAAGUUUGAAGAGAUUGCAGUUUUCGCUACCCUUUUGGCGUGUGCGACUGGGAGGAAAGGCAAGGAGAUCCGAGUUGAUUUCUUCCUUAUGCACGCUCUAACUUCUUCCAUCUUCCUCCCCGCCUAUCUCUCCCGCCUACCUCCGUCCUUCCGUCGAGCUCUUUUAAGGCGGUACAUCCUCGAAGCCUUCCACACCGCUCUUGCCCGUGGACGACCCUCAAUUGAUCCGGAGCUAAUCAUGUCGUAUGACCUUUACCCUACCAUCAAUACCGAAGGAAGUGAAGAUGCCCUAAAGAAAUUGGUAAAAGAGGAUAAGGCGUUGGGGAAGGGGGAGAAGGAAGAGAGGAAUGCGUGGUUGAGUUUGGUGGAGAGUGCGAUGGUUUACCCUGAUUCUCACGUGAUAAAGUCGAUCCGCUCACUCGCACAUUACGCCUCCCUCCUCGGUAACUCUCCUCCAGGUGGCUUGCCGGGUACCUACAAAGAAGAAGGAAGGGGGGUUGAUAAAGAGGAGGCGGUUAAGGGUAUGAGUAAGCUUGAUGGCAGUGUGUUCUUGAGAGCUGCGGGUGCCAUAAUGACGACGAUGGCGCCUGGCGGGGAGGGCGCAUGGGAUAGAAGUCAGUUGGGGUAUGAUGAGGCGUGGGAAUGAGAGGACGCGGUAGCAACGAAGAACAAAAAGGAAAGGGUCAAGGGAUCUAACCAGUGUAGCACUUCAAUUUUGUAGCCAUAUCAUCUGCUAAGAAAGACACAUAUGAAGUGGUGGUCAUGAAUAUAAUUAUGCAUCGGACAAGGA
Cryptococcus deneoformans JEC21 is the source of this 1829-nucleotide messenger RNA. Its product is annotated as expressed protein. Lineage: Eukaryota; Fungi; Basidiomycota; Tremellomycetes; Tremellales; Cryptococcaceae. The record is from RefSeq and is a predicted model, not a curated record. Bases 48 to 1685 code for a protein of 545 amino acids. The transcript is spliced from 6 exons. Gene Ontology annotation, molecular function: oxidoreductase activity.